UCGAGUAAGCAGGUGGCGGCGUGAGCUGCUCCGUGUGUCGUCGUAUCAUUAUCCUUCGAAAUACGCGCUCACAAGUGCCGAGAGAUAACGCGAUCGUUUUCCUCAAACAAUUAGCGACGUUUAUCCCGCACGAUCGAUUAAUUCGCACGGUUAACGACUACGGUCAACGACUCGCGAGUAUAUUGUGGCGACGGCUAUUUACCGAAAUAUAUUUGAGAUGAGAAUCGAAGCGAUAAGGAAUUGUUGUUUUAAACACAAUUUCCACGAGCGAUAGUUCUUUCUUUUGUGAUAUAAUUACUUGAAUUUUUGUAUCUCGCGUCGCGCUUGGUAUUUUUGAAGCGAAAUCGUCAACGAAUUUCUCGGUCAUUAAUGGAACAAAUGGACUUCGAUAUAAGCGUCACGAUUUAUCUGAUUAAUAAGUAAUCAGUUUUAAAUUUUGUCAUUUAUACAAAUUCGGUAUAUUGAUAAUUUAUUAAAGCUCUUCGUCGUUCGAAAUUCUGUUAUUCUAAUAAGAGCCUAUACAAGCAUGCCUUCGAAGGGAUCACAUAAUUAAAUUUUCUUUCGUGUUAUUCGCAAUGUACUAAAAUACAUAUCGCAUGUAAUCAAUAUCGGGAGUUCUGUGCAAGUAUCGUGUGAUUAACGCGUUCUAUAAAGGAACGAAAGAAAAGAGGAAGGCCUAGGAGACAUCGGACGAUCAUGGAUCACAACCAUGGUAUGACACUUGAUUGAGGUAGCCAGUCCAUAAACGACCACCAACCGCUGCCGCCGCCAUGAGCAAGCUAUUUCAAUUUCUGGCCCUCCUCCUGUUGGGUGUCAAUGCCAGACGGACCGACGGAGACAGACCUGCGGAUGACGCGCACGUCGGCCAGCAGCGUCGCGGCUCCCUCCACAAGUCGAAUUACAACAGCAAUAAUAAUUACAAUCAUCAGCCGAACUCGCCCUAUUUGCCGCACCAGCAGCCCAGGGAGCGGAAGCCCAACAUUGUACUGAUUCUGACGGAUGAUCAAGACGUUGAACUGGGUUCGCUGAACUUCAUGCCACGGACUCUGAAGCGAAUAAGGAACGAGGGCGCCGAGCUGAGACACGCGUACGUGACCACUCCCAUGUGCUGUCCGAGCAGGAGCUCUUUGCUCACCGGUCGUUACGUUCACAAUCACGAGGUCUUCACGAACAACGACAACUGCAGCAGUCCCCAGUGGCAACGAGAUCACGAACCGCACUCCUUCGCCGCUUAUUUGAGCAACGCGGGAUAUCGGACAGGAUACUUCGGCAAGUAUUUGAACAAAUACAACGGCUCGUACAUACCGCCGGGAUGGCGGGAAUGGGGCGGCCUUAUAAUGAACUCCCGCUACUACAACUACAGCGUCAACAUGAACGGCAAGAAGAUAAAGCACGGCUUUGACUACAACCGGGACUAUUAUCCGGAUCUGAUAGCCAACGACAGCGUGGCUUUCCUCAGGCAGAGCAAACACAAUUUCGCCCGGAAGCCGGUAAUGUUAGUCGCGAGCUUCCCGGCGCCGCACGGCCCGGAGGACUCGGCGCCGCAGUUCUCGCAUCUCUUCUUCAACGUCACCACUCAUCACACGCCAGCAUAUGAUUACGCACCGAAUCCCGACAAACAAUGGAUACUCCAAGUUACGCAGAAGAUGCAGCCCAUUCACAAACAGUUCACAGAUCUCUUAAUGACAAAGCGACUGCAAACCUUGCAAAGUGUCGAUGCUGCUGUAGAUAGGAUUUAUCAAGAAUUGAAGGAUCUGGGUGAACUGGAUAAUACGUAUAUUAUUUAUACGUCCGAUCACGGAUAUCACUUGGGGCAGUUCGGACUUAUAAAAGGCAAGAGCUUCCCAUUCGAGUUCGACGUACGGGUGCCAUUCCUUAUUAGAGGUCCUGGUAUCGAGCCUGGAUCCAUAGUAGACGACAUAGUUUUGAACAUCGAUCUGGCGCCGACGUUCCUGGAUAUCGCCGGCGUCGAAACGCCACCACAGAUGGAUGGUCGUUCCUUCAAGAAACUCUUUCUCAAUAGCAAGCACGGCAGAAGGUCGAAGUUCAAGUGGCCCGACACAUUCCUGAUCGAGUCCUCCGGCCGCCGUGAGACUCCGGAAUCCAUCGCUGAGUCGAAGGCGCGGGAAGCCAGGAGGCAAAAUGCCACCCAGGCCAAACGGCCAUCGAGCUCGGCGCCGGAAGAGGAAGACGAUGAUAUCGCCGAUCCAGAGGACACCGAAACGGAACAUCGGUUUACGGAGAACGACACCGGAAGCGAUCAGGAUAUCUCGGACGACGAGGAUUUCGAGGACUCGAUGAUCGAUGAAACGAGCAUAGAUCCGCAUCUCGACAAUAGGGUGCAUCCGAUGCACGCACCCUACGCGACGAAGCACGAGCGUCUCACGGCGGAGUGCUCGCGACCGGAAGCGCAGACCGAUUGUCUCCCUGGGCAGAAGUGGAGAUGCGAGAAGGACGGGCACCGCUGGCGACGGCACAAGUGCAGGUACGCGGCACCCCCGCUGCCACAGAGGGUGUCCAAGAAGUGUGCUUGUUUCACCCCUAACGGCGUGAUCUACACGAGGCUCGAGUCCAACGAUUACGACGGGCAGAGAUAUGGUUUCACGAGGGAUCGUCGGCCUGUGGAUCCUUACGACGAUACUGCGGGAUACUUCACCAAACGAGGCAAGCGAGAAGUAUCGAGUGAUAUCAUAUCCAAGGAAAAUAAUAAGGAAUCUGAUAAUGACAUUGACUUGGAUGACAGAGACAGACGUGCGAUUGACGAGGAAGACGACGAUGACACGUUGCAGGAGUUAGAUAUGCCGGCGCAGGAGGUGAACGGGGAAUAUAGGAAAGAUCUUGAAGGGAACGGCAGUAAGACGAGAGUUGAAGACACUGAUGACGAUAAAACUAACGAACUAAACAAAUACAUUGUCGACUACUUGGAUUACGGCUAUUCGAUAAACGACUUUGAUCCCACUUUAGACAAGGUUGUUAAAGGUCGAUUAAAUGUGAACGACGUAAUAAAAAGGCAUAGGAGGGUACGGAGAAGUGUCACGAAGAAGGAUACUAUAGAGCAUGUCACGAAGAUUAUGGAAAGUAUAGAGGAAGAACUAGAUGAUUUAAAGCAAACUCAAGUUCGUCAUUUGUCGUCCGAAGUAGGAAAGUCACUAUCGCCAAAAUGUUUGGUUUCACCGGAAGGAGGUGUAAAUUGUACACAAGCUAUAUAUCGAGAUCCUAAUGAGUGGCGAAUAUCUAGACGGGAGAUCGAGCAGCAAAUCCGAGAGAUGCGAAUGCAAUUGGAAACGUUGAAAGAGAUUCGCCGGCAUUUAAUGAUCAAACGGCCACAAUUUCUGGAUAACGAGGAGAAACUUGCUGACGCAGAGGAAACUCACAGUUCGCACAAAACUCACCAUCAUCCUCCAAAGGGGCACGCGAGCCGCCAUCAUAAAAAGCACGAUAAAGUUACUCAUACUACUGCAGAUAUUAUCGUGAACACGACCACGGAGUCUGUUACGAAGAUUAAUACAACUCCGGAGGAUGAAAAAGGGUCGACGACGGAAGAAAAACCUGAUAAAUACGGUACAACUCCUAUCGAAACUUUUACCACGGAAACUGUCAGCGAAACGUCAGCAACAACGGUUCUAACAACAGUUAAGCCAAAGAAAUCGCCUCGCCGUCAGAAAACUAAGGAAAUACCUACAAACAGAACGGAAAUUGAAGAAGAUAAGCCGCAGAGACGUCGGAAAACGCAUCAUCACCGUAGAAACAAUACGCUACUUACGAAUAGCGUACACGACGAUGUUCCGCGCGUGAAUACAACAUACGUUACCAGCGAUGUGACAUUGUCUACGCAAAAUCCUACGACUCGCGAGAGGCACAAUUAUAGUCACAAAUUUACGACUGUUCCUGCUACCACAGAAGCAAGCAGUACGAGACAAGAAACCCAGUAUUCCGGAGUUUCCAGGAGUAAUAACGACUUCAACGAAGAUCGUACUACGGAAUCGAUCGCAGUUACUGAAUCCGGAACGACUGUAACAAUGACUUCGACACACAUGACAGAAGUGCCAAGAACCAAUCCGCCUAUCGAUAAAAGUUUCGAUCAACCUAGGAAUUCAUCUGUCACGACAACUGUGCCGUCAGUGAAGAGAUAUCCUAAAGUACAAAAGAACAGGACAUCGGGUAUCCUUGGACCAGCGAGGAUCGACGUUACCAUUCUUGAAUCUCCUGAUAGAAAACACAAGCAAGGUAUAACUACAACAAGUAACAACGGACGUCUGCCGCCGAUGCUAAACACGCCGUUAGAAGCGCGACAUAAAUGUUAUUGUGAACCGGAUACAAAGAAAGAUGAGAAGGAGAUUGCUAAGGAGGAAAGACGAAGAUUGAAGGAGGAGCGUUUAAAGAAGAAGGAGAAAAAGCUCAGAAAGAAAGCCAAGCUGGAAAAGGAGUGCCUGACGGAAAAAAUGAACUGCUUCGAGCACGAUAACGAUCACUGGCGUACCGCACCUCUGUGGAAUGCCGGACCAUUUUGCUUUUGCAUGAAUGCUAAUAAUAACACGUAUUCAUGCAUACGUACAAUUAACAAGACGCACGAUUUCCUUUACUGCGAAUUUACCACGGGAUUAGUGACAUAUUACAAUUUAAGACUUGAUCCAUUUGAACAAUGGAAUAGAGCGUCAUCUUUGACAUCCUCUGAAAGAUCAUAUCUGCAUGAUCAAUUGGAACACUUGAAGGGAUGUAAAGGUACAUGGGAUUGUACAGUCGGUAAUGCUAGAGAGGCUAUGCCACAACUGCAGCAACAUCAACGAUAUAUUUCGAAAAGAAAAAACAGUGUUGCAUUCGAAGAGAUGUUUGUACCCUCAGCGUUACAAAUUAUACGCGAAAGCGAACUUGGCAGUCCACCUAAUAAAAGACGAAAGAAGUUACAGAAUUGGAAUAGGCGCAAUAGAAGCUGGCAAAGCAACUGGCGACAUCACCAAGAUUCAAUAAAUCCCCGGCGUCAUAGUUCUAGACAUCAAUACUGAUUUAUCUUUUUUUACACUUCAACAAUUGCGUGACAAAUUGCCUUAGGUAUAUAUUGAUUUCGCAAUGCAUUUAGUAACCUAAUUUAUUUAGUAUCUAAUGAAUAACGAAGAAACCGAGCUUAUAUUAACUGAUAUUUAACUAUAGGUAUACAUAUUUUUCGCAUACCUCGAAGCCACACUGGGAUUCAGAUUCAGAUUUUGAAAGAGCACAUUUCAAUGUACAAAAAAAAUUUGUCGAUAAUAUUGGAAUAUUAUCAUGAAAAUUACAAGGUUCCAAAAAUGACGAAUAUUUCUAUCUUCUGGCGGGUUUGCAGACAGGUAUAAAAGUUAGGAUUUUUGUUAGAAAAUAAAAAUUCAUGAAUUAAAAAAUAUAAUGACUUGCAAAAAAAGUACGAAACACACACUGAGGUCUGAAAGAUUCCUGACUUAUUUUACGUGUUAAUUAUUGCAAAACUGACAAACUAUUGAUUACUUCGGCAAUUACUAGCUAUUGAAGAGAAAUUCAAACUUCAUCUGGGAUCUCGGAAAACCCAGAGUGUAUACCUAGGGUUAAAUUAAUAACUCGAUUUUAUUAGAUCUUUAUCAUCCACAUUGUGCAUGUUUUCAAUACAUUUUAUGGCAACUGUCGGAUUUAUCUGUAGGAAUAUUAUAUGCACUGUGUGGAGCACAUUUAUAAAUAUACAAAACAUGUAAUUUUUAUAUAAUUUAUAUGAAUUUUAUAUAAUUAGGACUAUGAAUAAUUAAAGACGUAGUUAGGUGAUUUUGUUCUAUUUUAUAAAUGUUUUUUAUGAUAAUUUAUUUGUUUUUUGAAGCAAAUAUUUAGUGAGAAAAAUAAUU
This is a messenger RNA of Temnothorax curvispinosus, 5840 nucleotides long. RefSeq names its product extracellular sulfatase SULF-1 homolog (gene Sulf1). Lineage: Eukaryota; Metazoa; Arthropoda; Insecta; Hymenoptera; Formicidae. The transcript has 17 exons. Gene Ontology annotation, molecular function: glycosaminoglycan binding; N-acetylglucosamine-6-sulfatase activity. The coding region runs from base 771 to 5003 and encodes 1410 amino acids. The record is from RefSeq and is a predicted model, not a curated record.